Molecule: messenger RNA, 1692 nt
Organism: Mycotypha africana
Lineage: Eukaryota; Fungi; Mucoromycota; Mucoromycetes; Mucorales; Mycotyphaceae
Product: kinase-like domain-containing protein
Exons: 5
Coding region: 302-1597 (431 amino acids)
Biological process (GO): endocytosis; peptidyl-serine phosphorylation; signal transduction
Cellular component (GO): nucleus; cytoplasm
Molecular function (GO): ATP binding; protein serine/threonine kinase activity
Source: RefSeq, a predicted model, not a curated record
AAAAUCCGCAGUGAAGAUAACGGGUCCUUUCAUCCUGGCACUCACUUAGUACACUGUGUGUGGGCGAUUUUUUUAUUCUUCUCGUGUCUCAUUUUUUAUCUCCUAUCAUUUGAGUUCAAUUUUUUCCUCUUUUUUCCAGCCUUCUUACAGUACCUUUGGCCAUAUAUACAAAAGUUUCACACAAUUACAGCCAACAUUACUUAAGAAGUGACAAUUUACACCCAAGUCAAGGCUUACUCUCAUAUUUUUUCAUACUUUUUGCACUCGUUCCAAUCAUAUAAGCAACUAGCAACAUACAGUCAUGGAUCUGAGAGUUGGAAAUAAGUACCGCAUCGGUCGUAAGAUUGGUGCAGGUUCAUUUGGUGACAUCUAUUUAGGCACAAACAUUAUAACAGGAGAAGAAGUAGCGAUAAAAUUGGAGUCCAUUAAAGCCAAACACCCUCAACUAGAAUAUGAAGCAAAAGUAUAUAAAGCUCUAUCUGGUGGCGUAGGUGUACCAUUUGUUAGAUGGUUUGGUGCUGAAUGUGACUAUUAUGCCAUGGUCAUUGAUCUUUUAGGACCUUCGUUGGAGGAUUUAUUCAACUUUUGUAAUCGUUCAUUCUCUCUGAAAACAGUACUUUUAUUAGCGGAUCAAAUGCUGUCCCGUAUUGAAUAUGUUCAUUCAAAGAACUUUAUUCAUCGUGAUAUCAAGCCUGACAAUUUCUUGAUGGGUGUAGGUAAAAGAGGAAAUCAGGUCAACGUGAUUGAUUUUGGUUUAGCAAAGAAAUACCGUGAUCCCCGUACGCACCUUCAUAUUCCCUACAGAGAAAAUAAGAACUUGACUGGCACAGCUAGAUAUGCUAGCAUUAACACACAUUUAGGAGUUGAGCAAUCUCGACGUGAUGAUUUAGAAUCCUUGGGUUAUGUAUUGAUGUAUUUCUGCAGAGGUCAGCUUCCUUGGCAAGGUUUAAAGGCGACAACGAAGAAACAAAAAUAUGAUCGUAUCAUGGAAAAGAAAAUGACUACACCUACAGAAUUAUUAUGUCGUGGUUUUCCGUCAGAAUUUGCUAUUUAUUUGAACUACACGCGUUCACUUAGAUUUGAUGAUAAACCUGAUUAUUCUUACCUUCGCAAACUGUUUAGAGACUUGUUUGUCAGAGAAGGGUAUACAUAUGAUUAUCAAUUUGAUUGGACAAUUUAUAAAGCUGGUCAGCAGCAGCAACAACAACAACAACAACAACCACUGGUAAACCCUUAUCCUGCUGUUGGCGCUGCGGGUAAUGGUACGCGUGAUGACACACAGAAGAAUGAUGAUCUAAAUCCACAGAAACAACCGCUACGUCAUCAUCAACCACGAGACCAACAGCAACAAUCACAACCAAAUCAGCAAACAGGGUUCUCAUUCCGUAAAGCCAAUAACAACAAUGUCAAUAAUCAACGCACGCUUAACAGUAAUAACAAUAACGCCAACAAUAAUAACAGUAACAGUCAUCUUCCGCAUAAUUACAGUAGCCAAUUCAAUAGUACCAAUAUUAGCAACGUAACCAAUCACACAACAAGUAACCAUCAUUUAAAUACUGCUGCUGGAACUCGUAUCAAUAAUAAUAACAAUCCUUAGCGAAAAAAUGGAUAUAUCUAUUUUAUUAUGUGUAUAUGAAUAAAAAGCCUUUUUAAACAAAAAGGAAAAGUCCAUCGCUCUAUUUAUAGUCACCC